GUAUUGAAUUGAUGCGCUAUCGCUAUCCCGCGCUAUACGGAACUUACCCAAGAACUAACGCAGACUGAUACAAGGAACGAAACAAUAAGUUUUCAUUUUCCAAUUCCAGUUGCUUAAGCAAUUUGAUUUGACUCAAGUGUCUCAGUGCUCCUUCUGUUCUAUAAAAUUUGAUCUUGGCUGUUGCCCAACAAAUGUCAGAUUAUGAUGAUGUUUUAUGUAGUUCUCUAAAACUCAAAUCUGGGCAAGGAAUAAAAAAAAAAAAGAAAAAGCAUAGCAAAAAGUUAGCACCAAACGAUCUCGAAGUGGCUGUCAAUACGUCUGAAGUGAAUUCAAAUGAUGAAACUGUCAAGGAAGCGAAGAAUUCAAAGCCUAUAUAUGCAAAUCUAACUAAGUCUCAAGUAGAGUGGGAGAAACGUAGAGACAAACGUAUAUUGGAAUCUGUGCUGUCGAAGGCAGAUAAAUCGCAUAAACAAAGGAUAAUUGAAUUUAACAACUAUCUGAGCACUCUCACUGAACACUUCGAUAUACAGAAAGUUUCUUGGACUAAAUAAUUUUCGACUCUCACACGUUAUAAGAUAUUCUGUAUAAUUUUACAUAUUUAUCCACAUGUAUUUUGUCUCAGACUCUCAAAAUAUAAUUUCAUCGCUUCUUGCAAACAUUUUCGAAUUAUGUUUAACUGUAAUAAUAUAUAACUUAUUGCCUCA
This is a messenger RNA of Schistosoma margrebowiei, 704 nucleotides long. The record is from the annotation of a GenBank genome assembly. Lineage: Eukaryota; Metazoa; Platyhelminthes; Trematoda; Strigeidida; Schistosomatidae.